Molecule: messenger RNA, 314 nt
Organism: Trichomonas vaginalis G3
Lineage: Eukaryota; Parabasalia; Trichomonadida; Trichomonadidae
Exons: 1
Source: RefSeq, a predicted model, not a curated record
AUGAGCUUGAAAGAAGUAUUCGAACAACAUCCAUGGAGGUCAUUUAAGAAGUUCAAUGAAGCUGCAAAGAGUUGGGGAUUUACUAACAGAGCUGAAGUGAAAAGGUUCUUUGACAAAAAUGUUGUACAUCAAACAAAAAUAAACCCUUACGACUACUUUUUACCAAUUUACUCCAACACUCCUGACGCAUACCAAUUUGACACUCUCAUUCAAAGCAGAAAAGGAGGACAUAAACCAUUCCUCAUCUUCAUAAAUGUUAACACUCGUAAAGCAUAUGCAUAUCCAAUGAAAAAUAAAGGAACUCGUGAAGUGUU